Macrosteles quadrilineatus (aster leafhopper) is the source of this 537-nucleotide messenger RNA. RefSeq lists its product as uncharacterized. The transcript has a single exon. Bases 1 to 537 code for a protein of 178 amino acids. NCBI's taxonomy places the organism in Eukaryota, Metazoa, Arthropoda, Insecta, Hemiptera, Cicadellidae. The record is from RefSeq and is a predicted model, not a curated record. Gene Ontology annotation, molecular function: nucleic acid binding.
AUGAUCAAGUGGCUUUCUGAGCGGAAUAUUGCUCAUUCAAGCGCAAUGUUCAAACCAGAUUUGUACUCUAUUAUUAAAAGUUACAAGCCUAGUUUUAAAGUUUACAAAAUCGAUGAACUUUUUACAAACAAUGGGCAUGCAGUCUUGCGUCUGCCGCCGUAUCAUCCGGAUCUGAAUCCCAUAGAGUUGAUAUGGAGCUUGCUCAAAGAAAGAGUUGCUAAGAAAAACGUUAAUUUUAAUAUGGAUUCAGUUGAACAGCUCGUUAAGGACACAUGUGAAUCCAUCACAAAAGAUGAUUGGAAAAGGAGAUGUGAACACACUAAAAAAAUUGAAGAAGCCUACAUGGAAUUAGAACCCCAUAUCGAUGAAGUGACGAAAGAAAUAAUUGUAAGAUUAGGCGAGGACUCCGACAGGGACGAGUGGGAUGACGUUGGUGACAGUGAUGGAGAUGUGCAGCCCACCGUUGAAUCAAGUGAUACAGACAGCGGAAGUGAUGAUGUCGAUUUGGCAGGAAUAGUUCCGUUCGACCGCUACUAA